Messenger RNA from Strongyloides ratti, 3075 nucleotides. RefSeq names its product Immunoglobulin subtype domain and Immunoglobulin-like domain and Immunoglobulin-like fold domain-containing protein. NCBI's taxonomy places the organism in Eukaryota, Metazoa, Nematoda, Chromadorea, Rhabditida, Strongyloididae. Bases 1 to 3075 code for a protein of 1024 amino acids. The transcript has 2 exons. The record is from RefSeq and is a predicted model, not a curated record.
AUGAAAAUAUUGUUAUUUUCUACAUUACCAAAUUUGUAUAAAAUAUUAUUAAUUUAUAUAUAUAUAAAAUUAAAUAGUUCAUAUCAUCCAUCAACAGGUAUUUUAAGAUUACCAGAAUUAAGAAUAGAUGCUACAUCACAUUAUUUAUUUAAAGAAGUUUUACCUAUAACAUUAGAAUGUAAUCUUUAUUCUGCAAAUAAAUAUUCACCAUCAUAUAAACUUGAUGAUCCAAUUAUUUGGCCUGUAUUUUGGUUUAAAGAUGGUUUUAGAGUUGAAAAAAAAGAUGGUUAUUAUGCAUAUGAUGGAAAAUUAAAUAUUACAAAUUUAAAAUUAAAAGAAGGAAAUUAUCAAUGUGCUGGACAUGUAGAAAAUAUUAAAUUAAAUGUUGGUUAUGUAGGAACUGAUUUAGUUUCACCACCAUUAAAACUUAUUAGAACAAGAACAUCAAAAUUUUUUUAUAAAACUAAAAAAAAAACUUUAAUUCAUUGUUUUCAAAGAAGUAAUACAAGAAUUCCAUGUGAAGGACUUCCUCAUAUUGUUCCAAAUCCUUAUUUAUUAUGGUUUGAAAAAGAUGACAAUCCUAGAAUUAAAUAUGGUAUACCACCAUAUAAUAAAAGGCAUGUUGCAACACAAUCAGGAUUACAAAUUUAUAAUGUUUCUAUAAGUGAUGGUGGAAAAUAUAGUUGUAAGGUUAAAAAUUUAUAUACUAAUCAAACACGGAAGAAUUAUAAACCAGUUAUUUUAAAAGUUAAUCCAGGUAUUCAACCAGAAUAUACUAUAACUAAAAAAUAUGAAGAUUAUGCUGAACGUAAAUAUAUGGAACCAAAAUAUAUUAAAAUUCAUACAUCUAUAAAUAGUUCAAUAUUACUUGAAUGUUAUCUUCUUGGUUUAGAAACAAGAUGGAUAUGGGAAAAACAUGGAAGUUUACCACCUGAAACAGAAAUGAUAGGAAGUAAUUUAAAAUUUAAAAGAAUUAUUGAAAAAUAUAGUGGUAAUUAUACAUGUGAAUCUAUUAAUCCUGGUGUAACAGAAAAAGUAUAUUAUUCAAUUAUUGUUCAUAAACCAUCAUUUGUUUCAUUUGAUAUAUCAUCAAUAUCAAAUGGUAAUAUGUGGAUAUUUCAUUGUUUAUCAAGAAAUUUAAUUUAUGAAGUACCAUUAAUGUAUUUAGAAUCAGUUGAUUUAAGUCAAACAAUGACUAGAAAUAAAAAAUAUAUACCAUUAUUUUAUAGUAAUCCAAUAACAUUUAAUGGUACAACAGAAGAAUUUAAAGGUAGUAUACAAUGUAUGUCACGACCAAGUAUGGAAGAAGGUGAAGUUUAUGGACAAAAUUUAAAUGUUGGUAAAACAAUUAAUUAUUUACUUGUACCUAAAAAUAUUCGAAAUUAUCCAUUAUCUAUAUAUAAUGUUAAUCAGACAAGAUAUACAGGAGAGUCUGUUGAAAUAUAUUGUUACACUGGUGGUGAUAGAUAUACAUUUACAUUUAAUGGUGAAUCAUUAUCAAAUUUAAGAAAUCAUUUUGGUGGUAGAGAUAAAUGGAAUCGUGAAUAUACAAUUAUAACAAAUUUAAAUGAAAAAGAUCAAGGUUGGUAUUCAUGUAGAACAAGAAGUUUUUCAACACGUUUUGAAAAAGUAAAUAGAUUUUAUUUAACUGUUUAUGAUAUUUCACAAAGAAAAAUACAUAUGGAAAUAAAUAAAAGAUUAAAAUUAAGAGAAGAACAACAAUUAUUUUUUGAAACAUAUUUAAAAACAUCAUAUCUUGAAGUACCAUUUAUUGAUUAUGAUUUUGAUGAUAUUAGAUUAUUUUGGGAUAUAAAUACUAUAAAUGAAAAUAUAAUUCAAAAUUUUACAAGUAUAGCUAUUUUAACAAAAAGUUUUGGAGAACGUUCUAAAUGGGAAGUUGAUUGUGUUGUACCAAUUAAUGAGACAUCUGUUAUUCUUAAUAGAAAAAAUGGUAUAUUUAAAAUAAAAAUGCAAGCAAUUAAAAAUGAUAGAUCAUUACUAAAUAGUCCUGAAAGUAAAUGGAUUAAUUUUGGUGAUUCACCAAAUGAAUAUUUAUAUUCACGUAAAAAUAUUAUGUAUGGAUUAACAUAUUUUGGUGUAAAACCAAUAAAUGAUAGUGAAAUACAAUUAGUUUGGAUAUUUACUGAUAAUUAUAUUAUUGGUGAUAAUUUAAAACAUCAAUUAAUGUAUCAAAAAUUAGAUAAUAUACCAAAAGAUUAUAAAUCAACAUUACAAGAAGAUUACUUUGAAAGUAACUCAACACAAUUAAUUUUAGGAAAUUUACUUUCAAAUACAACAUACCGUAUACGUUUAAUAAUUUUUACAGAAUUUGUUGAUAUUAUAUCACCAGAAAUAAAAAUUAAAACAAAUAUAACAAUAGUUAAUGGUAAACCAAAAUUAUGUUUAUCAUGUGAAGUAAAAAAAAUUGUAAUUAAAUAUAAUAUUCAUAUUUUUUUACCAUUAUUUUUUGCUACAGUUUUUUUAUGUGGUUUCUUUUGUCAAUUUCCUUAUUGUGAAUAUUUAACAUGUCGUUUUUUAAUACGUAUCAUUUUACGUCAAACACCAACUGGAAAAUUUAUGGAUACUUCAGCAUAUAUUUAUAAUCAACAAAAUAUUGAAAAAUCUAAAGUUUAUCAUGAAGUUAUGAGAAAUGCAUUAAAUGAUGUUAAUAUAAAAGGAUUAUCAAUAAAUACAAUAUCAAACUUUACGGAUGAUGAUAUAUCAACAGAUCAUGAGGAAAAUAAUAUUGUUGAUAAUAGUAGUAGUGAUGAAGGUACAUUAAUACCAAUGAAAGAAGAAGAGAUUAUUAUAGAAAAAGCUGAUACUGAAUCAAGUCCAAUAAAUUAUUUAAGUAUUGAUGGUAGAGAUACAUUAUCAGAAAGUUGGUAUAGUGGUGAAAGAAAUACUAUAAAUUAUCAAGAAAUUUUUAAUGAACCAGAAGAUAUUAUUAGUUUAAGUAAUAAUUCAGAGUUUCCAAAUUAUACAAAUAUUGAAAAUAUUAAUAAUCCUAAUGGUAAUAAUUAUGCAAAUAUUGGCAAAUUUUCAGAUAAUAAUGGUAAUGAUUCAAAUUUUUAG